AUGAACAUGGAUAUCUCGCAGUACGCAGUGCGCCCAGAGGAGAUUGACCCCCUGUCUGCGUCCCAGAUCUCCAAUUUCUUCAGACGCCACAAAUUCGUCACAAAGGAGGAGUGCAAUGACGCCGCUGCCAGCAUCGCUGGAAGCCCCGUCUCUCCAACACUGAUACAUGGCUCGACCAGCUACACUGUGACAGCGGGGACAAAAACCAUCCAAUUUCGCCACUCGGCCUUGAACCUCGAGGUCAUGGAGCAAGCACGGAAAACUUACGGAAGAUUCGUCCCCAUCUGCAAGUCUCGUGGCAUGUUGGCCGAGGUCCAUGUUUACGAAAUGGAUCUUGUCCCGGGAGUCGCCUUCUCUCGAGCUAGACGCCAGCUUGUUAGUCCUGGGAUGGAAGAGCGUCUGCUUCGGACUGUACAGGACUUUGCAAGGUUCUUCGCCUCAGCAUGGCUUGCUAGGUUAGCACCAGAACCGGACCUGGAUCGCGUCGUCGAAAUACACAGUCAUUAUUCAGGUAUCCUUGUACGACUUUCACAAAGAUUGCCUGCACGCUUUCUACCACGGUUAAACAAGCUCCGUGAAGAACUCCCGCUACUCUUGCGGCCCGGUUAUCCGCUAGUUCUCAACCACGAUGAUCUCUUAGAGAUGAACAUUCACGUCGACAAGGACACUGGCCGCAUUACUGGAAUUGUUGACUGGGCUGAUGCCAGGAUUGCUCCCUUUGGCACAUCGCUCGGGGCCCUGGAAGCUGUCCUCGGUGUUGAGACUUCAUCGCUCUGGCUCUACCACCCUAACCACGAAUACCACGAAUACCUUCGAAAUAAGUUCUGGGAGACUUUCUACGAGGCUACUGGGGGUAUCACGGAUGAUGAUAGGCGGACGAUGGAAGCUGCCAGGUUGUUUGGCCUAUUUCGGACCUACGGUUUUGAUCGUCGACCCGAGAAUUACGAUGCGAAGCCUGUAACGGAAGGAGACCAAGGGUUCGUGUGCCUUGAGGCAUUUUGCCUACGGUAG
Messenger RNA from Talaromyces rugulosus, 1011 nucleotides. RefSeq lists its product as uncharacterized. Lineage: Eukaryota; Fungi; Ascomycota; Eurotiomycetes; Eurotiales; Trichocomaceae. The record is from RefSeq and is a predicted model, not a curated record. Bases 1 to 1011 code for a protein of 336 amino acids. The transcript has 2 exons.